Molecule: messenger RNA, 1698 nt
Organism: Dioscorea cayenensis subsp. rotundata (Guinea yam)
Lineage: Eukaryota; Viridiplantae; Streptophyta; Magnoliopsida; Dioscoreales; Dioscoreaceae
Product: pentatricopeptide repeat-containing protein DOT4, chloroplastic-like
Exons: 1
Coding region: 1-1698 (565 amino acids)
Biological process (GO): RNA modification
Molecular function (GO): RNA binding; protein binding
Source: RefSeq, a predicted model, not a curated record
AUGGUUUGUGGUGGUUUAAGGCUGGAAACCUCUGAAAUCUCAUGUCUCAUCAGAGUGAUAACCGGUGCUGGUUUGGAAACUAUGAAGCUUGGAGUUCAUUGUGUUGUGAUUAAAUCUGGUUUUGAAUCUGAAACUUGUGUGGCAACUGCGUUUAUUGGGUUUUAUUCAGCUUUGAAUGAUUUGAGGAGUGCUAAACACUUGUUUUGUCAGGUGCAUGUGAAAGAUUUGAUCUUGUGGAGUGCUAUGGUUUCAGCUUACUGUAAAAAUGGGCUGUUCUUUGAUGCCAUUCAUAUGUUUGCCGAGAUGCAAGACUUCGGUGUUUGUCCGAAUAGUGUUACUUUGUUGAGUGUUUUGCUUGCUUGUGCUAACACAGCUUCUCUUUAUUGUGGCAAGCAAGUGCAUUGCUUUAGCAUUCGAAGAGGUUUUGAUUCAGAAACAAGCCUUCAAAAUGCUCUUGUAGAUAUGUAUGUGAAAUGCAGUAGGCUGGAAACAUCGAUGAUUGUUUUCGAUUUCAUUAAACAAAAGGAUAUCAUCUCAUGGAAGAGCAUUAUCAUCGGUUGCAUAGAACUUGAUAAGGUUAGAAAGGCAGUAGCAUUGUUCUCUAAAAUGAGAGCUUCUCAAACUGAACCUGAUGAGAUUAUUGUUCGGAACAUUAUAAGUGUGUGUGCAUGCUCUCAAACAAAUGAUUUCAUCAUGUUUGGUUUUGGGAUGCAUGGUCUUGUUAUAAAGAAUGGCCUUUCAACUUCUACUUCUGUCGGUACUGCACUUCUCAGAAUGUAUGCAGAAUUUAAAGAGGAAGAAGAGACCGUGGAGACGCUGUUUGAGCAGCUCGAACAAAAAGACAUUAUCGCUUGGAGUGCAAUGAUCUCAGUGUAUGCUCAUUCUGAAAAUCCAGUUCUCGCAUUAGAGAUGUUCAACCGAAUGAAGUUAUCUAACAUAGAAGCUAAUGAAAUCACAUUGGUUAGUUUACUACACGCCUGCUCUUCACUGGAAGCUUUCAAUAUCGGGAGAAGCAUACACGCUCGACUAACAAGAACAGUAUACUCAUCAAACUUAUACACAGCAUCAGCUUUGAUUGAUUUUUACUGCAAGAUUGGCAAACUUUCUGAGGGAAAGGCCUUGUUCAAUAGACUCAAAAACAAAGAUCUUGUAUCUUGGAGUUCAAUGAUAAAAGGAUACGGAAUCAAUGGCCGUGGAGAAGAAGCAAUCGGAGUUUUCCUAGACAUGUUAGAGCAUGGAAUUAAACCAAAUGAGGUAGUGUUUAUCUCACUGUUAUCUGCAUGCAGUCAUUGUGGUAUGGUUGAUCAAGGAUUGAACUUGUUCAAUGCCAUGGAACAUGAUUACAGUAUCAAGCCUACUCAGGCACACUAUGCUUGUAUUGUCGAUAUGUUCGGCCGGCAAGGGGAUGUGGCCGGAGGUCUUGAAUUCAUAACAAGUAGAAUGCGAAUUAAACCAGAUGUGAAUGUAUGGGGCACUCUUCUUAGCUGGUGUAGAGUUACUGCAAAGGGUGAUACUGAUACUAAAGUUGCAGAAAUUGCUGCAGAGCAGCUUAUGAAAUUGGAUCCUGAUAACCCAAGUUAUUAUGUGCUGCUUUCUAACAUGUACUCAGAGAUUGGAAAAUGGGAAGAUGCGGAAAGGAUUAGACUGUUAAUUGACGAGAAAUGGUUGAGAAAAUCAGCAGGAAUUAGUAUGGUUUGA